This is a messenger RNA of Mesocestoides corti, 366 nucleotides long. Lineage: Eukaryota; Metazoa; Platyhelminthes; Cestoda; Cyclophyllidea; Mesocestoididae. The record is from the annotation of a GenBank genome assembly.
AUGUCUUCGAAGCAUGCAGCACAGCUAACUGUGCUGAAUACAUUGCGAAAAUCUAUAACUCCACAAUCAAGUUGGACUGAUAAGGACGAGUUCCUCGACGUUAUUUAUUGGAUGCGACAAAUUGUUGGAUUAAUAACAGGCAUUUUCUGGGGCCUCUUACCUCUGAGAGGUGCUACGGCUAUAUCUUUGUUCUUUAUUGUCAAUUGCAGUGCAGUCUAUCUCUACUCGUCCGUGUUUCAACGCAUAGAUGAAGAAGAACACGGCGGAUAUGGCGAAAUAUUAAAAGAAGGUCUUAUGACAACGUUUGCUACUUUCAUGAUAGUUUGGAUAGUUUUCUUUGACAGAUUUUACGGCCCAGUAUUCUAA